Miscanthus lutarioriparius is the source of this 2061-nucleotide messenger RNA. NCBI's taxonomy places the organism in Eukaryota, Viridiplantae, Streptophyta, Magnoliopsida, Poales, Poaceae. The record is from the annotation of a GenBank genome assembly.
AUGGAAAUUCUUGAAAACUGUGAUGGCUUACCACUUGCAAUUAAAGUGAUUGGAGGUCUCUUGAGCACAAGAUACCCAAGUGAGCAUGAGUGGAAAUCUGUUUUGAACAAGCCAGCUUGGUCACUGACCGGACUGCCUCCAGAACUCGACAACCGACUAUACUUGAGCUACGAGGACUUGUCCCCCCAGUUAAAGCAAUGCUUUCUGUACUGCUCACUAUUUCCUAAAGGUGAAGAACUCGUACAUGGUUUAGUAACUCAAAUGUGGAUUGGUGAAGGAUUUAUCCAACCUCCGGGUGGUAGUACUAAUAGUUUACAAGAGUAUGAGUUCGAAGAGAUGGCAACUGAGUACUACCAAGAGUUAAUAAAGAGGAACCUUAUAGAACCUACAAAAGAAUAUUCUCUCACUGGAUACCGGUGCACCAUGCACGAUGUGGUCUGCACCUUUGCUGAACACAUGGCAAGAGAAGAAUCACUAGUGGUGGUGGUUGGCAGAGAACAGGCUGCUACUGGUAUGCAUGUCCGUCGCCUCUGCAUAGAACAGACCGUAUCAGUACUGGAUUGGGGCAUUUUGCAAAGGCGAGAGUCGCUUAGGACAUUAAUUAUAAAUUCUAGAGUAAACUUUCAUCUUCCUGAUGACUCGCUGAGUAGUUUCUCUAGCCUGCGGGUACUGUACAUAUUGUCUGCUGAUUCUAAUAGAUUGGUUCCCUCUCUAUCUAUGUUGAAGCACUUAAGAUACCUUCACUGGGAGGAUACUGAUAUAUCUAGGCUACCAGAUGAUAUCCAAAAGAUGAAAUUUCUACUGUACAUUUCACUUGUUAACUAUAAGAAGCUAUGCUAUCUUCCUGGCAGCAUCAUAAAACUUGUGCAUCUAAGAUCUCUUAACAUCAGAGGAUCAAAUGUUAGUGUCAUGCCUAAGGGGUUCAGUGUGUUAACAAAUCUGAGGUCACUUUAUGGCUUCCCAGUACACGUGGACAUGGAUGCAAGCAAUAGCUGGUGCAGUUUGCAAGAGCUGGAGCCUCUCUCUCAGCUUAGGGAUCUUACAUUAUAUGGCCUAGAGAAGGUGCAUGACAGCCGGAUGGCUGAAAAGGCCAUGAUUAGCAGCAAGCGCCACCUUGGGUAUCUAGAGUUGAACUACAGUGCAAGUGGACAUGCUAUAGGGACAGGUGGUGCUGAGGCAGAGCAGCAACAACAACAGAGUGUGACCGAGGAAGUCUUGGAAAAGCUCUGCCCUCCAACCUGCCUAGAGAAUCUAGGUGUGAUAGGAGGAUACAUUGGUUGCCGGCUACCAGACUGGAUGUGUGCUCCAGGAUCGGCAGAGUUUAAGAGCAUAAGGUAUUUGGAACUGGAGAACCUGCCUUGCUGCACCCAGCUCCCUGAUGGUCUAUGCUGCCUCCCAAGUUUGGAAUUGCUGGACGUCACGGAUGCGCCAGCCAUCAAGCGUAUUGGCCCCCAAUUCCAAGCGUCAUCCUCCGUGGCAGCUGGAGAGCUGUAUUUGGAUGGACUACGUGAGUGGGAGGAGUGGGAAUGGAAUGACUGCGAGGAGCAUAAUGAAGUGAAAACUGCCAUAGCCAUGCCUUGUCUGGAGACACUCCAAAUCAACAACUGCAAGCUGAGCUGUCUUCCACCAGGCCUCGCCAGCAGCAAGAGGCAUAAUCUUAGAAAACUAAACCUGUACGAGCUCUCCAACCUGACACAUGUGGAGAACAUCCCUUCAGUUGUGAAACUUGAUGUGUUUGACUGCCCUGAGCUCAAGAGGAUCAGCGGCCUCGCCAUGCUGCAGAAGAUUAGGAUCACUUGCUGCCCAAAUCUGGAGGUUCUUGAAGGUGUCCCAGCACUCGACAGCCUUCGACUGGAGGACGCCACCAUGGACACGCUUCCAGAAUACCUGCGAGCUGUACACCCAAGGUAUCUCGAGUUGUAUUGCAACAAGAAGCUACACGAAUCCUCCUUAUCACCACGUAGCUCUGAAUGGAAGAAGAUCAGCCAUAUUGGAAAACGCGACAUCAACUGCAUCGAAGAUUCAGAUACAAGUUCGGAUGGAUAUUCAGAGGAAGACUGA